AUGUCUACUAUGCUAACUCGUUCUGUCCGCACUUUAUCUAAACAAUUGUCUACUCCCGUGAGAUUAUACAGCACAGGUGGUUCUGCUGGCUCCAUUGGUUCCACCAGAACAGAUGGUUCUUCUGAUAACUUUGUUAAACGUGAAAGAGCACAAGAAGACUAUUUUAUUAUCCAAAGGGAAAAAGAAGAGUUACAAAAGUUGAAGGAACAAUUGAAAAGUCACGAAGACAAAGUCGAAAAAUUAAAGAAGGAAAUUGAUGGUUUUUCUAGUAAAAAAUAG
Saccharomycodes ludwigii is the source of this 279-nucleotide messenger RNA. RefSeq lists its product as uncharacterized. Gene Ontology annotation, molecular function: ATPase inhibitor activity. Lineage: Eukaryota; Fungi; Ascomycota; Saccharomycetes; Saccharomycodales; Saccharomycodaceae. Gene Ontology annotation, biological process: negative regulation of ATP-dependent activity. The record is from RefSeq and is a predicted model, not a curated record. Gene Ontology annotation, cellular component: mitochondrion. The transcript has a single exon. Bases 1 to 279 code for a protein of 92 amino acids.